ACAGACACGCUGCAGCGCACUACUGCGGGGAAACACAAAGCGGGCAUUGAAGCCGCCUUUCAACCCCCAGACCUGAGCCCGCAGCCGAUUCUCAUUGCCCUAGUCGCGAGGAAAACCAACACAAACAGUUGCAGAACGAGCCUGUGUUACCGAAUUGCAACGCUGCAGGACAAUGUCAAUAAUCUCAAGAAUACUGAAGUUUGCUGUUUGAGAUUUGUAGUGCUGUGCAAGCUGCAACUUACCAUAGAAAAAUGGAAAUGUUCCAGAUACUGCGUAAAACAUCAGAGCGUUUAGAAUGUGAUCACUGUAGUUUCAGAGGAACAGAUUAUGAAAAUAUACAAAUUCAUAUGGGUACCAUUCACCCAGAGUAUUGUGAUGAAAUGGAUGCUGCUGGUUUAGGUAAACUUAUAUUUUAUCAGAAAAGUGCAAAACUUUUCCACUGUCACAAAUGUUUCUUUACCAGCAAGAUGUAUUGCAAUGUUUAUUAUCACAUCACAUCACAACAUGCAGUACCUGAAAAGUGGAAUGAAGACCAGAAAGAUCAGUUAGAAGCUGAGACUGAAUCCUUGAAAACAGCGCUCAUUCAGGAACCACAAAAACAUGCUCUUUCACCUGAAUCACACAAGCCUGCCCUUUCCCCAGAACUCCCCAAACCUGACCCAGUUAUUUCCCCCAAACUUCAGAAACCAUCAGUGUCCCCUGAGCUGGAGAAGCCAGCCUCAGUGGGAUCUCCUGAACCUGAGAAGCUGGCCCCAGCAGUGUCCCCUGAGCCCCAGAAGCCUGCCUUGGCAGUAUCUCCUGAUUCCAUUAGGCAUUCCUCAGCGGUGUCUCCUGAGCCCCAGAAGCCUGCCCCAGCGGUGUCUCCUGAGCCCCAGAAGCCUGCCCCGGCGGUGUCCCCAGAGCCCCGCAGGCGUUCACCAGCAGUUUCCCCUGAGCCCCGAAAGCGUUCACCAGCAGUGUUCCCAGAGCCUCAGAAGCCCGCCCCAGCGGUUUCCCCUGAGCCCCGCAGGCGUUCACCAGCAGUUUCCCCUGAGCCUCGCAGGCGUUCCCCAGCAGUGUCUCCAGAACCACGCAGGCAUAUGACUCAGACACGGAGGCCUGCUCCUGCUUUGUCUCCUGAGCCUCGCAGGCCUGCUUCUACAAUUUCCCCAGAAGCAUGGAGGCCUGCUCCCUCAGUUUCUCCUGAAUCCUGGAGACCUGCCACUGCUAUUUCUCAUGAGCUACAGAAAUCUGCUGCUGCUGCCGCCUCUCCCUGGCCACAAAAACCUGCCCCAGUGGUGACCCCUGAGCCACGAAGGCCAGCCCCGGUGGUGUCCCCUGAGCCACGGAGGCCUGCUCCUGACCCGUGGAAACCUACAUCCUUUUCUGAUUCCCAGAAAUCUGUUUCAUCUGAGCCAUGGAAACCCAUCUCCUCUGUAUACCCCGAAGGCUGGAAACCUGUUCUUUCUCCUGAUACUUGGAUGCCUGCUCCCCCUGUUUCACCCGAACUCCGAAAACCUAGUCACACUGUUUCCUCUGAAGUUUGGAAAUCAUCUUUGUUUUCUGAUCUUCGCAAACCUGCUCCCUCAUUGUCUCCUGAGCCCUGGAAACUUUCAUCUGAGUCCCGGAAGUCAACCUUCUUCUCUGAGACUCAAAAGUCUGCUCCCUCCAUUUCCCCUGAGGGACAAAAACGGUCCCUCUUCCCUGAAUCCCGGAAAAGAGCCCUCUUCUCAGAGCCUCGAAAAUCUGCUUCUGCUGCUUCGUCUGAGGUACAAAAACGUGCUUUCUUCCCCGAGCCUCAAAUAUCUGCUCUUCCUGUUUCUCCUGAAGUCCAGAAAAAUGCCCCCUUUACUGAGUCCCAGAAACCUGUUCCUUUCUCUCCUGAAGUGCAGAAACAUGCCUUCUUUCCAGAGCCUCAGAAACUUGAUGCUGCUUCCCCUGAAGUCCAGGAACAUACUUGCUUGCCAGAGCCUCAUAAAGUUUCUCCUGCUGCCUCCCCUGAGAUCCAGAAACCUGUCCCCUUUGCUGAGUCUCAGAAACCUGCUAGUACUGUUUCUCCUGAGGUGCAGAAAUAUGCCCUCUUUACAGAAUCCCAGAAACCUGCUCCUGCUGUUUCCCCUGAGACACACAAACAAGCCUUUUUUCCUGAGCCACAGAAAUGUGGUAUUUCUCCUGAUGUUCAGAAGCAUACUCUGUUUUCUGAGAUCCAGAAACCACCUGCUGUUUCAUCUGAUGUCCAGAAACAUGCUCUUUCUACUGAUCCCCACAAACCUGCUCCUUCUGUUCCCUCUGAGGUCCAGAAAAAUGUUCUUUUCCCUGAGCCUCUCAAACCUACUCCAGCUGUUUCCUCUGAGCUGCAGACAUCUAUUGAAUCCAACGAGAGUGGUUUCCUAGCUCAGAGUUUAGAAGAUCAAAAAACACUGGAUGAUCUAUUGUCUCAGGAAGAGCAGUCAAUCUUAGUGAAGGAGCCUUCAGAAGAGAUUUAUUCAUGUCCCAAAAAGAAGCCUAAGAAGGAAAACCAGGAGAACUCUGAUAAUGAACUAAAUAACAGUGAAUGUGGAAAAACAGAGAUGGAUUCUGUGGAGGUAAAGGAACAAGAAUCAAAUAGUGAUCAAGAACAGUUUGAUAUGGAACCAUCUGAUUACAACAAAGAGAGCAAAGUAGAUACAACUACUCCUAUUCAGCCACAAUGCGUACUGCAGUUUACCGAAGAGAAAGAAGCUUUCAUCUCAGAAGAAGAGAUAGCAAAAUACAUGAAGCGUGGAAAGGGAAAGUAUUAUUGCAAAAUUUGUUGCUGUCGUGCAAUGAAAAAAGGUGCUGUUUUGCAUCAUUUAGUUAACAAGCAUAAUGUUCAAAGCCCCUACAAAUGUAAAAUAUGUGGAAAGGCUUUUCUUUUGGAGUCUCUACUUAAAAAUCAUGUUGCUGCUCAUGGUCAAAGUUUGCUUAAAUGUCCACGUUGUAAUUUUGAAUCAAAUUUUCCCAGAGGCUUUAAGAAACAUUUAACCCAUUGCCAAAGCCGUCAUAGUGAAGAUGCAAAUAAAAAGCAUUUGGACAGCCUUGAACCAAGUGAACAAAUGUGAUUGUUUUUUCUUUUAUUCAGUGAAUCUAAUUUACUAAAAUAUGUAAUUAUUGCUGUAUGUUAGCCAAGUAAGUAGUUUAGCUGAUCUGACAAGUCAAAAGAUGCAUGGUUUAUUGUACUGUGUUUAACUUGUCUCAUAGCUGUAUUACUGAAAGGAUUUAUUAUUCGGAAAUAGUUCUACAUAUGCAUUCAUGUCCCUGUAUUAUUCAUCAAUAAAUUCCUAUUUUAUUCAUCAGAUAUGCUAUAUUUCUGAAACCAAAAGAGGGAUGAAAACUAGUUUUGUAAAAAUUGUAAAACUUUCAGGCAAUAAAGUAGGAUGUGGCAAACAACCCAUAUAAUAAUACUGUGAAGACUGAACUUAGUUUUUCACAUCUCAAAUGUCUUAUUUUUUAAAAUGUGAAGCAAAGUUCAAAAUUAGAAUCCCAGUGAAACUCAACGUACUUGAUCAGGCAUGAAGUAAUGAUGUUGGUUUUCUGGAAUAAUUAUGCCCUAAGCUUGUGAUUGUGUAGCAUUUGUUGGAAAUUCAAUACUCUCACCUUUUUGAAUUAUUUCUCAGACUUUAAAAAUGUCAAGAUACUUAUUUUGUGACACUGUAUUUUGACCAUUUUAAAGCAUGUGCUCAUAUACAUUACAUUAAGUAAUAUCAGAUUUACUAUAUAUAAAAUAGAAAAUUUUCCUGUUGACGCUGAUUGGUAUGCCAUAGAAAUCUGAAUUUCUUGUAUUUGGUGAAAUGUUAUGCUUUAAUAUUUUAAUAAAAAGCUACCUUGGA
Pelodiscus sinensis (Chinese soft-shelled turtle) is the source of this 3827-nucleotide messenger RNA. The record is from RefSeq and is a predicted model, not a curated record. Lineage: Eukaryota; Metazoa; Chordata; Testudines; Trionychidae.